Cuscuta campestris is the source of this 1252-nucleotide messenger RNA. The record is from the annotation of a GenBank genome assembly. Lineage: Eukaryota; Viridiplantae; Streptophyta; Magnoliopsida; Solanales; Convolvulaceae.
CCAUAUUCUAAUUUGAGUAUUUAGUUCACUUAUUGAUUUUUUCUAUCUAUAGACUCGUGUUAUCUCUCUGCCAUGUUCUAUAUUGGAUUAUGUAAGAGAAUUGAAGAUGGGAUGAUUCAGGACAGUAUACACCUAGAUAAGAAAAUGGAUUGUUUCCUAUAUAAUGCAAAAGUUUAUACUUUUAGUGGUUGAGUAUUUGGGGCAUUAAGUUAUUAUUUACUAAUUUACAACAUGGCCGGCUUCGUCAGUCUUCUCGAAGUCUGCAAGAGCAGGAACCCACAACUCGCCAUUGUCUGUGCAUCUUCAAGCUCCGUCUACGGCUUGAACUCCAAAGUUCCCUUUUUUGAAUCGGACAAAACAGAUCUGCCGAUGAGCUUCUACGCCGCCACCAAGAAAGCCGAUUAUUUGGUGGAAUUCUUGUCCAUCACAUAUAUUCUUGAGGGAAUGUCUAUGAUCUUGACAAUGCAAUACUCAGCCAAAGUCCUUCAAUGUUUAUGGAACUUCAUCGGUCACCUCUUCCUUACCGGCAAAGUUGUAAGCCUUCCAUCCAUCCCUCACCUAUCGACACGUGAAUUCUUCAUCAGAAAUACUGAAUAUUCUGUCUUUGUUUUAUCAACGCAUGGGCUGGGAAGACCUUUUUUAUCAUUCUUUGAUAUAUGACAUUAACAAUAAUAAUGGAUGGUAUUGCAACUUAUGUGCGUACUGCUAGAGGUUAAUUAAGGUGAGCGGUGGACUUUUUUUUGUGAAAGAGAUGUGAGAAGAUGGUGGAUCCAGGUUACUGGUCACAAGAGUUACUCCAAAGCUAUUGCCAAUGAAUCGCAGGUUACUCGUCACAAGAGGGGGGAUACAAAUGGACCAAAGGCAUUGAAACCUCAACCUCUGAUAAUCCGCUGCACAGUGAAAUUACCACACUUGUUCUGUUGUGGCGGGAUUCGGCAAGAGGCAGUGCAGUAGAGGGAGAGGAUGAUGAAAUGAGGGAGUAGAUAUGCACUUUUCAUUCCUGAACCAGCACUUUGAGUGAACCAUUAUCAAAAAGUUCAAAGUCUGAUUUUUCUAAAAUAUUAAAACUACACUUUUUCUUCGAAGAUUUGCCAUUGGUGUUGUGUUCAAAUGGUUACUUCGGGUUCGGACUACUUGAUGUUCGGGUCAAUGCGGGUUCAAGUAGAGAACUAUAUGUUCAUCACCAUUAUCAUUCGGUUUGGGUUGACCCAACGGGUUAUGACUUUGAUUUUAAUCAAAUUUUAAGUUCAUA